Mugil cephalus (flathead mullet) is the source of this 1079-nucleotide messenger RNA. RefSeq names its product sarcospan (Kras oncogene-associated gene) (gene sspn). Gene Ontology annotation, cellular component: dystrophin-associated glycoprotein complex; sarcolemma. The transcript is spliced from 3 exons. The record is from RefSeq and is a predicted model, not a curated record. The coding region runs from base 147 to 821 and encodes 224 amino acids. NCBI's taxonomy places the organism in Eukaryota, Metazoa, Chordata, Actinopteri, Mugiliformes, Mugilidae.
GCAGCCGAGCUGGGCUCACGGCGAGGGAGGGGAAGCGAGAGGGGAGAGCGAAGCAGACGGCAGACAGGCUCACCCAACCCAAACACUGCAACAGUGAAAAGUCGUGAGGACAGGCAGGGAAAAAGAGUGUGGAGACAGGAGGAGAAAUGGGACAGGGGCAGAAAGGUUCCUCAGACAAGAAGGAGGGCGAAAAGAAGAGAGAUGACAGCCCAGCGCCGGAGGACGGCCAUAAGUGCAGAGUCUGCCGCUUCCCUCUGCUUGUUGCCCUGCUCCAGCUGCUGUUGGGGGUGGCUGUCAUGGCCGUGGCCUUCCUUAUGUUGGCUAUCAGCCCCUCACUUUUGGCCAGGGAGACGCCACACUGGGCUGGGAUCAUUCUGUGUCUAGUCUCCAUCCUGGGCUUCAUCCUGUACUGUAUCACCUACAUCCCUGAUGAGAGGACAUCUAUGCAAUUCGUUAUUAAGCUCCUAUACUUUAUCUUGUGCACAAUUGGCCUGGUCAUAUCAGUGCUGGUCGUGGCGUUCGCCGGGCACCACUACUCGCAGGCCAGCAGCUUCACGUGCAAGCAGGAGGGAGAGGACUGCGUGUGCACCGUGAACCGCGACGACCCCAUCGCCCGCACCUUCACCUACGAGGGGGUCACCGACUGCGAGGUCAUCACCGGGACCCUCCCGCUCUACUUCCUGCUCCAGAUCGUGCUGAAUCUGGCCCAGGCCCUCGUCUGUGCUGUCGGGGCCUUCAUCAUGUGGAAGCACCGCUACCAGGUCUUCUUCGCCGGUCUGCAGAUUGGCUCUCCCUACACCCAGCAGUGGCAAAAAGUUUAACACCUCUUUUUUUUGGUCCGCGUGCCUUACGGGCAGAUUUGGUUAUAUUAGCGUUUUGUGGGUUUUGUACUAUAAUGGCUUUUUGCACACCUUUUGUAUACCCUUUGAGUAACUUUGUACAUGUGUGGUGGCAGAUGUAAAGAUUUUUUUUGAAAAACAAUUACUUCAUGGUCAUGAAUGAUUGUGGCAUACAGCUAGUGUACAUGUUCCAGAAAAAUAAGAACCUCUGCACUGAAAAUGAAUCUCUCUGAAAAACAA